UCUUUCUCUCCGCCUCUUGUUGCCCUAAAAUACUGGAGUAGGGCUUCCGACGGAGACGAAGACGACGGGAGCUUGUUAGAAGGAAAAGAAGCAGGUCAACAUGGACAUGCAAAGCGAUUUAGAUCGCCUCAUCUUCUUCGAGCACGCUCGUAAGACAGCCGAAAUUGAUUACGCCGCCAAUCCACUCGAUGCCGAUAAUCUGACGAGAUGGGGAGGAGCUUUGCUCGAGGUGUCACAGUUUCAGACUGUUCCCGACGCCAAGAAGAUGAUUCAAGAUGCUACCAUGAAGCUGGAAGAGGCUUUACUGGUUGAUCCGUCCAAGCACGAUGCUCUUUGGUGCCUGGGGAAUGCUCACACUUCCCAUGCUUUUCUAACACCUGAUCUAGAAGAGGCCAAGGUUUAUUUCGCAAAGGCAGAUACCUACUUUCGGCAAGCUGUUGAUCUGGAACCGGCUAAUGAUCUUUAUCGCAAAUCUCUGGAAGUUUCUGACAAGGCACCUGAGUUACACCAGGAGCUUCACAAGCAAGGUUUUAAUCAGCAGGCUGCCCCAAGUGAACCUUCCACAUCCUCAACAUCCAAGACUUCAAAGACAAAGAAGAACAACGAUCUGAAGUAUGAUGUAUUUGGAUGGAUAAUCCUUGCUGUCGGGAUUGUUGCAUGGGUUGGGUUUGCGAAAUCUCACGUUCCUCCUACACCACCACAGCCGCGAUAAGUUGAUGUUUUUGCAAAAUGCUUGUGGGAUUCUCAGAACUUUUUCUUGGGGCAAUGAUUCUGCAUACACAUAUACAAGUUUUUCUUAUGUAAUAUGCCAUCAUCCUCUUUGUCCUUUCUUUAUCUUUUGAAAUAUUGGGUACAUUAUUAUUACUUUGAACUUUGUUUUUCCCUAUUUUUACAUAUUUGAAUGAAUAUGCUACGAUGACCCAUUU
Molecule: messenger RNA, 926 nt
Organism: Impatiens glandulifera
Lineage: Eukaryota; Viridiplantae; Streptophyta; Magnoliopsida; Ericales; Balsaminaceae
Product: mitochondrial import receptor subunit TOM20-like
Exons: 6
Coding region: 101-712 (203 amino acids)
Biological process (GO): protein insertion into mitochondrial outer membrane
Cellular component (GO): mitochondrial outer membrane translocase complex
Molecular function (GO): protein binding
Source: RefSeq, a predicted model, not a curated record